GCAUUCACUGGAGCAGCUACAUUACUGUCAUUCUUCAUGCUAGCGUGAGGUUUAUGUGCCUUUGAGGGGAAGGUCACUUUUUACCCUCUCCCCCCACCCCCAGCAACCCACCCUCCUUUUGCUAAGCUGUGCAUCAGCAGCAUGAAUUCCAAGAAGCAGUAGGUGUUUCUUGGCAUUUCAACUGGGAUUUUGGAAAGGGAAGCCGGGUAUUUAAUGGGAAAAAAUUGCGAUGAAAGCAAAGGAUGCGGAGGCUGCACACAGCCCUGGGUUUGCAGGCAUGUGGAAGUUGUUGAAAUAGGUAAAGGGUUGAAAUUGGCAUUUGGAAAAUGGUGACUUUUUCUUUAGUUACUUAUACAACAGAUGAAUAUAAGGGAAAACUGGGCCACAAAGAAUUUUUCCUGUUUUGCAGUUUGCUGUCAGCAGAAGGUAAAACAUGUCCUUGAAGACAUACAACUUUACAUAAACAGCUGAUGUUUACAUAAGCCUAGAUAAGUUUGUGAGAAACGCAGAUAGCAGAAGAUGCGGUCUUAGCUGAACUCAGCUAUCCCGCUUUUUGUCCGUGCAAUGAUUUUCAAAUUUUUUUGUAUUGUUGCAGCGUAAGAACAAAGUGAACAGCUGCACCUUCACCAAAGCAACCACCUGCAUUCUUUUUCUCCUCUGGAAUGGACAAUGGGAUGGUCUCUGACUUUAUCAUGAUCAAAAACUUCUUCCUCUUCUGCGUUUCCAUGAGUUUAGCCAGCCACUUUGGCUUCUCACAAACGCCAACAGCGUCAGGAAAAGAGGACACCAAUGAUAACAUCACUAUAUUCACCAGGAUCUUGGAUGGUUUGCUGGACGGCUACGACAACCGACUGCGCCCAGGACUGGGAGAGAGAAUAACUCAGGUGAAAACAGACAUCUAUGUUACCAGUUUUGGUCCUGUGUCAGACACAGAAAUGGAAUACACCAUUGAUGUUUUUUUCCGACAAAGCUGGAAGGAUGAAAGGCUGCGAUUCAAAGGACCUAUGCAACGCCUCCCUCUUAACAACCUGCUCGCCAGCAAGAUUUGGACCCCAGACACUUUCUUCCACAAUGGCAAGAAGUCUAUUGCUCACAACAUGACAACCCCAAACAAACUUCUGCGCCUGGAGGAUGACGGCACUCUGCUGUAUACCAUGAGAUUGACCAUCUCUGCUGAAUGUCCCAUGCAACUUGAAGAUUUCCCCAUGGAUGCACAUGCUUGCCCAUUAAAAUUUGGAAGCUAUGCUUACCCCAAUUCUGAAGUGAUCUAUGUGUGGACUAACAGCACCACAACAUCUGUGGUGGUGGCCGAAGAUGGCUCACGACUUAACCAGUACCACCUGAUGGGACAAACUGUAGGAACCGAAAACAUCAGUACCAGUACAGGUGAAUAUACUAUUAUGACAGCCCAUUUUCAUCUGAAAAGAAAAAUUGGUUAUUUUGUCAUCCAAACAUACCUUCCUUGCAUUAUGACUGUGAUCUUAUCACAAGUGUCGUUUUGGCUAAACAGAGAAUCUGUCCCUGCUAGGACUGUCUUUGGAGUAACAACAGUCCUCACCAUGACCACCUUAAGUAUCAGUGCCCGUAACUCUUUGCCAAAAGUGGCCUACGCUACUGCAAUGGACUGGUUUAUAGCUGUUUGCUAUGCCUUUGUAUUUUCUGCAUUGAUUGAAUUUGCAACAGUCAAUUAUUUCACCAAGAGGAGUUGGGCAUGGGAUGGCAAAAAAGCCCAGGAAGCUGCGAAAAUCAAGAAAAAAGAGCGCAACUUGUUGGGAAAUAAAUCAACUAAUACUUACACAACUGGGAAGAUGACCCCUGCACCAAACAUGCCAAAGGACUCAGCCCCAUCUGUCAUCUCAAACACUACAUCUGCUCCAGUGAAGUCUGCAGAAGAAAAGCCUGCUGAAAGCAAAAAGACUUACAACAGCAUCAGUAAGAUUGACAAAAUGUCACGGAUAAUUUUUCCAGUGCUGUUUGGAACUUUUAACUUAGUUUACUGGGCUACAUAUUUGAAUAGGGAGCCUGUAAUUAAAGGUGCCAAUUCUCCAAAAUAAACUGAAGUACUCUGAAGCCACAUGUGAGCCAUACUUACAAAGCAGAUGCUACCAAGGAAAAUUUGAGAUCCAGAUGACUUUCUACACAUUUGGGCAAUAUUCUUCAGGAAGUUUUUUGCAUGUUUAAUAAUAUGUACAAAUAAUAUUGCCUUGAUUGUUUCUACAUGUAACCUCAGAUGUUUUGGAGACGAUUAUAUUACUUACAGCAAUUGAUCUUUAUAAAAGAUCAGAAGACAUUGAACAUGGCUUCUUUGCUGCUGAGUAUCUUGCAUUGAUAGUUUACAAAUAAAAUAAGUUAUAUUUUUUAACUGUUCAGGUGUACUACAUAUCGUGGUUUUUAUACUUCAGAUGUACAGUCAUUCAAAUAUAAGCUUAACCUAUAUUUUACAGAAGAGCUCUACUGUUGUCAUCUGAUAAGUUACUGAGUAACGCUAGUUGUAAAUGUGCCAAAUUAUUAAGUGUAGGGCUAUGUUUGAGCACCUUUACUAGUUACAGGCAGUGCAUUGCUCCACAGAUAAAACUGCUCAGCCCAAUUUUCAUUGGAAGUUAAAAACAAUGCCAUAAAUCCUAAUGGGACUACGCAGAUUUUCACUGCUUGAGACUCUAGCUUGCACUGAAAUAACAUAGGGAGCAGGAUGCUACUUGUGUAAAUAAAGUGGUGGAAUCUUGCACUUAAAUGAAAAGGUUUGUUUGGAUUUUGCAUUCCAAGAAAUUUUGUUUAACAAUUCUCAAUAUUUAUUCCAAAAAUUAAGAGUUAUAUUGCAUGAAAUUAACAUAGAUUAGGAACAUACUUGUGCAAAUAAAACUUUUAACAACAGCAGUAGACAUUUUUAUCAGGGUAAAGUAAAUGAUGUUUGGACAUUUUCCCCAGAAGAAGAUUGUGUAAUAUUAGCAGAGAUUAUGCUGCAGUAAUUAUCACUUGUUUCCCACAGCAAAAACCAGUCAGCCAACACUAAGGGGUGUAAUCAGAAAAAAAGAUGUACUUCAUGACAGCAAGGUGUUUCAGUGACAAUAUUGGCAGAAAGGUCUUUGUACUGUCCAUCUGAAACUUUUCUAUAAAACGCCUUGCUGCUGACAAUGUGUUUUGCUUUCACAAUGAAUGAGAAAAUGCAGUCUGAGUUUUCAGCUCUUUCCUCCUUGGCAUCCUUUAAUUGUUCCAGAAGCUUUUGUAUUUAAAUCUUAAUGUUUAAAUAAAAAAUGCAUUCAACA
Molecule: messenger RNA, 3263 nt
Organism: Pipra filicauda (Wire-tailed manakin)
Lineage: Eukaryota; Metazoa; Chordata; Aves; Passeriformes; Pipridae
Gene: GABRA5
Product: gamma-aminobutyric acid type A receptor subunit alpha5
Exons: 9
Coding region: 663-2054 (463 amino acids)
Biological process (GO): gamma-aminobutyric acid signaling pathway; nervous system process; monoatomic ion transmembrane transport
Cellular component (GO): synapse; neuron projection; postsynapse
Molecular function (GO): benzodiazepine receptor activity; GABA-gated chloride ion channel activity; GABA-A receptor activity
Source: RefSeq, a predicted model, not a curated record